Enterobius vermicularis (human pinworm) is the source of this 294-nucleotide messenger RNA. NCBI's taxonomy places the organism in Eukaryota, Metazoa, Nematoda, Chromadorea, Rhabditida, Oxyuridae. The record is from the annotation of a GenBank genome assembly.
AUGGGGAAAAUCGACCCAAGCUUUUGGAUGUUUCCAGGUCAUUUUUUGAUACGAGUACGCAGAUCAGCAGCGUCAAGCAAUGUCACCAAGCCGGGCGAAUGGAAGGCACCAUAUUGGUUACGACAAAUGUGUAAUAAUGGAUGGAUUAAAGCGGGGUUUUGGAAAGUUAUGGCAAAUCAGUCGGAUCCAAGAGUUGAGUCAAAUGGGGAUGUUCUCAAAGUUGAAAAUGGAGCUGGCAAUUCCAAAAAUCACUCGGAAGACACGUUUGGAAUUUCUUGGCAAUAUUCUAGUUAG